Molecule: messenger RNA, 1328 nt
Organism: Thrips palmi
Lineage: Eukaryota; Metazoa; Arthropoda; Insecta; Thysanoptera; Thripidae
Product: protein gooseberry-like
Exons: 4
Biological process (GO): regulation of transcription by RNA polymerase II; anatomical structure development
Molecular function (GO): RNA polymerase II cis-regulatory region sequence-specific DNA binding; DNA-binding transcription factor activity, RNA polymerase II-specific
Source: RefSeq, a predicted model, not a curated record
CGCGACCCUCGAGGACGUGUCGGAGUGCCCCGUCUUGGACCUUGGUGCCCUGUGCCGCCUGUGCCGCCGGUGCCGCGCGACGGAGAAAGUGACCCGCGACGUGCUAGUGACCGCCACCAUGCACCGCAGCGCCGCGUGAAGGCCAAGGAUUACCGUGCACUGCUGCAGCAACCGCAACCAACCCCAACCUCUAUCCGUGCGACGCCAGCAUCGCCGCGUGUGGACGCAGUUGGAAGGACGGAAAGUGAAAGAAAAUGACAGUGACCAAUUUCGGCAUGAUGAGGCCGUGUUUCACAGGAUACCCCUUCCAAGGCCAGGGGCGCGUGAACCAGCUCGGCGGGGUCUUCAUCAACGGGCGGCCGCUGCCCAACCACAUCCGCCUCAAGAUCGUGGAGAUGGCGGCGGCCGGCGUGCGGCCCUGCGUCAUCUCGCGCCAGCUGCGCGUGUCGCACGGCUGCGUGUCCAAGAUCCUGAACCGCUACCAGGAGACGGGCUCCAUCCGGCCGGGCGUCAUCGGCGGCUCCAAGCCGCGCAUCGCCACGCCCGACGUGGAGCAGCGCAUCGAGGACUACCGCCGCGCCAACCCGGGCAUCUUCAGCUGGGAGAUCAGGGACAGGCUCAUCAAGGACGGGCUGUGCGACCGGACGUCGGCGCCGUCCGUGUCGGCCAUCUCCAGGCUCGUCCGCGGGGGCUCCGAGGACGGCGACAGGAAGCCCGGACUCAGCGAUCUCGACUACUGCGGCAAGGGGUCGGACGCCUCGGACUGCGAGUCGGAGCCGGGCAUCCCGCUCAAGCGCAAGCAGCGCCGCUCCAGGACCACGUUCUCGGCGCCGCAGCUCGACGAGCUGGAGAAGGCGUUCGAGCGCACGCAGUACCCGGACAUCUACACGCGCGAGGAGCUGGCGCAGCGCACCAAGCUCACCGAGGCCCGCAUCCAGGUGUGGUUCAGCAACCGGCGCGCGCGCCUGCGCAAGCAGAUGUCCAGCUCGUCGGGGUCCUCGUCGUCGGGGUACGGCCCCGUGCCCGGCAUCCCCGUCGCGCCCAUGGCCAUGCCGCCCAUGUCCGUGUACCCGACCUCGUCGUCGGCGUCGUCCUCUCACGCGCCCUACAUGGGGGAGACGGCGUUCACGUCGCCGCCGUCGGGCACGCUGCCAGACCAGCAUGAGCAGGGCCACCACGGCCACGGCCACGGCCCCUGCGCCACGCCGCCCGAGUACAUCCCCUUGUCCGGGCUGUCUGACGCCCCCGCCGCGGCCUCCGCACAGUCCGAGGGCCUCAGCCAGGACGAGGCCGGCGAGCAGACGCAGGCCUCGAGCGGCACGGGCAGC